Molecule: messenger RNA, 1408 nt
Organism: Poeciliopsis prolifica (blackstripe livebearer)
Lineage: Eukaryota; Metazoa; Chordata; Actinopteri; Cyprinodontiformes; Poeciliidae
Gene: cops4
Product: COP9 constitutive photomorphogenic homolog subunit 4 (Arabidopsis)
Exons: 10
Coding region: 99-1319 (406 amino acids)
Cellular component (GO): COP9 signalosome; cytosol
Source: RefSeq, a predicted model, not a curated record
CUGACGGCGCACGCACCUCCAGCCCGCACACGCGCAGAGAAGAGAGGCUAGCAAACCGGCUGUUGUUGACAUUUUUUUUAGCAACACAUUUCGCUACGAUGGCGGCCGAAGUGAGACAGGAGCUUGCACAGUUGAUGAAUUCAACCGGAUCUCACAAGGACCUUGCUGCCAAAUACCGACAGAUUUUGGAGAAAGCCAUUCAGCUUACGGAUGCAGAGCAGCUGGAGUCCUUGAAGGCCUUUGUCGAAGCGAUGGUCAAUGAGAACGUCAGCCUUGUCAUCUCGAGACAGCUGCUGACCGACUUCUGCACGCACCUGCCCAACCUGCCGGACGCCACGGCCAAAGCGGUGUAUCACUUCACCUUGGAAAAGAUCCAGCCGAGGGUCAUCUCCUUUGAGGAGCAGGUGGCGUCAAUCAGACAGCACUUAGCAACCAUUUAUGAAAAGGAGGGAGACUGGAGAAACGCCGCGCAAGUUUUAGUUGGCAUUCCUCUGGAAACCGGGCAAAAACAGUAUAACGUCGACUAUAAGUUGGACACGUACCUAAAAAUUGCCAGGCUCUACUUAGAAGACGACGACCCUGUGCAAGCGGAGGCCUACAUCAACAGAGCCUCGCUGCUUCAGAAUGAGUCGUCGAACGAACAGCUGCAGAUCCACUAUAAGGUGUGCUACGCCAGAGUCCUUGAUUUCAGGAGGAAGUUCAUUGAAGCUGCGCAGAGAUACAACGAGCUGUCUUAUAAGUCUAUCGUCCACGAAAGUGAACGACUGGAGGCGCUGAAACACGCCCUGAACUGCACCAUCCUGGCCUCCGCAGGACAGCAGCGCUCCCGUAUGUUGGCCACCCUCUUCAAAGACGAGCGCUGCCAGCAGCUGGCCGCUUACGGGAUCCUGGAGAAGAUGUACCUGGACCGCAUCAUCAGAGGGAACCAGCUGCAAGAGUUCGCUGCGAUGCUGAUGCCCCAUCAGAAAGCCACAACGGCAGACGGCUCCAGCAUCCUGGACAGAGCCGUGAUCGAGCACAACCUGCUGUCGGCCAGCAAACUCUACAACAACAUCACGUUCGAGGAGCUGGGAGCGCUGCUGGAAAUCCCCCCGGCGAAGGCUGAGAAGAUUGCUUCUCAGAUGAUCACUGAGGGACGCAUGAACGGCUUCAUUGACCAGAUAGACGGCAUCGUUCACUUUGAAACCCGGGAGCCCCUACCCACCUGGGACAAGCAGAUCCAGUCUCUGUGUUUUCAAGUCAACAACCUGCUGGAGAAGAUUCGCCAGGCGGCUCCAGAGUGGGCGGCUCAGACUAUGGAAGCCCAGAUGACCCAGUGAACAUCAGCACGCCUCCCCCGCCUACCUCCAUCUUCCUGCUCAAGCAGUGUCAUUUCUGAAGCCCCAGUUAUUAAAACACCCGAGAAGAA